CAAAUCGAGCUGGCAACCCAAUUUGACAGGGUGAUCAUAGUACGAAAAGCGUGGUUUUUGCCGACAGCUGAUUUAAUGAGUACGAUAUUUAACAAGCUGCAUCCGCUAAAAUCAAAACAGUUCAACCCCCGACCUUCUAAGCAUGUUCAAAUUUAAUUUUGAUGUGAAGGCGGAAUCCUCGGAAGAUCCAGAGGCCGUUAAAACUGAUAUUUUUAGCAAGCAGGAAAAUUCGGAAAAACGUGAGUCGGGUAUCACAAAGGAUAUAGAUUGGUACCAGUCGGAGAAAGUACAACCAUUGGAUAACAUAAUUUCGGCAAUGGAUUUCUAUGAGCUUAACGCCAAGGAAAUGGAGGUGGGAAAGACGACGAUAAAACAUCUUGUGGCCGGGUUUCUGCUAGAGGAUUUAAAGGAGCAAUCCCACCUUGUAAACCUGGAUCUUAGAAAGUCUGAGGAAAAGCACUCAGAUUUGAUUUCCGGUGUAUACGAGGGCGGUGCUAAAAUAUGGGAAUGCACAGAGGAUCUUCUACUAUAUCUAUCCGAAAAGUACGAGGACUCAUUCUGGAAGGAGAAAAGAGUCUUAGAUUUGGGAUGUGGCUGCGGAUUGCUGGGAAUAUAUGCAAUGAAACACGGUGCACGGGUGGAUUUUCAGGACUACAACAAAGAUGUGCUGGAAUACAUAACAUAUCCAAAUAUCCUGCUAAAUGUAGACGACUCUUUAUCUGAAGACGAAAAGCUGAAAUUUUUGGACAACAGUACAACCUUAUAUUCUGGCGAUUGGUCUCAUUUUGCUGAACUAACAAGGGAUGUAGAGAAAUACGAUCUAAUACUUACCUCAGAGACUAUAUACAAUAUUGCAAAUCAGCAAAAGCUCUUGGAUACCUUUGCUGGUCGCUUGAAAUCCGAUGGAGUCAUUUUGGUUGCUGCAAAAUCUCAUUAUUUUGGAGUUGGUGGCGGCCUGGAACAGUUUUCAGAGAACAUUAGGCUGGGAAAUGCUUUCCAAAGUGAGAGUGUUUGGCAGGCAGACGAAAACUUAAAAAGAGGAAUCUUGCAAUUGAAAUUUAAAUAAAAUAUAUUUUGGAAGUAAUUUUAACAUAA
Messenger RNA from Drosophila sechellia, 1095 nucleotides. Its product is annotated as histidine protein methyltransferase 1 homolog. The record is from RefSeq and is a predicted model, not a curated record. Lineage: Eukaryota; Metazoa; Arthropoda; Insecta; Diptera; Drosophilidae. Gene Ontology annotation, molecular function: protein-L-histidine N-tele-methyltransferase activity. Gene Ontology annotation, cellular component: nucleus. The transcript is spliced from 3 exons. Gene Ontology annotation, biological process: peptidyl-histidine methylation, to form tele-methylhistidine. Bases 143 to 1066 code for a protein of 307 amino acids.